AUGAAGUCCGCCAUCGUCGCAGCUCUAGCCGGCCUAGCCGCUGCCUCACCAACCCGCCUGAUCCCCCGGGGCCAGUUCUGCGGCCAGUGGGAUUCCGAGACGGCGGGAGCCUACACCAUCUACAACAACCUCUGGGGCAAGGACAAUGCCGAGUCCGGGGAGCAGUGCACCACCAACAGCGGCGAGCAGAGCGACGGCAGUAUCGCCUGGUCGGUCGAGUGGUCCUGGACCGGUGGCCAGGGGCAGGUCAAGUCGUAUCCCAACGCUGUUGUUGAGAUUGAGAAGAAGACUCUUGGAGAGGUUUCGAGCAUUCCUUCGGCUUGGGACUGGACCUAUACUGGCGAUGGGAUCAUUGCCAACGUCGCCUACGACCUCUUUACGAGUUCUACAGAGUCAGGAGACGCCGAAUACGAGUUCAUGAUCUGGCUAUCAGCUCUGGGAGGAGCUGGACCGAUCAGCAACGACGGAUCUCCCGUCGCAACCGUCGAGCUCGCCGGCACAUCGUGGAAGCUGUACCAGGGCAAGAACAACCAGAUGACCGUCUUCAGCUUCGUAGCUGAGUCAGACGUCAACAACUUCUGCGGCGACCUGGCAGAUUUCACCGACUACCUCGUCGACAACCACGGCGUCAGCAGCUCCCAGAUUCUGCAGAGCGUGGGUGCCGGUACUGAGCCUUUUGAGGGUACCAACGCUGUCUUUACUACCAACAACUACCACGCCGACGUUGAAUACUAA
Messenger RNA from Fusarium keratoplasticum, 735 nucleotides. RefSeq names its product Glycoside hydrolase family 12. Lineage: Eukaryota; Fungi; Ascomycota; Sordariomycetes; Hypocreales; Nectriaceae. Gene Ontology annotation, biological process: polysaccharide catabolic process. The coding region runs from base 1 to 735 and encodes 244 amino acids. The transcript has a single exon. The record is from RefSeq and is a predicted model, not a curated record. Gene Ontology annotation, molecular function: cellulase activity.